UUUGUCAGUUUCGUUGCCGCUUGUCAUUCUGUGAAAUUGUAGAAUAUUUGAGAUUAGAGCAAAGUUAAUUUCAGGUUUCACAGUUAAAAAAAUAUAAAGCGGCCUAUUAAAAAGUUUCAAGUCAACAAAAUGGCAUUCAUGGGUGAUAUGAUGAAUCCAGCACCUCUCUGGCAAAAUGGACCAUCGCCUGGAGCUUUUUAUAAUUUUCCAGGUAACUCUUCAACUUUUGGGCCUGGGAACCGCUCAGCGCAGGACUUCAAGGCACACUCUGCAACUCCAAUUACUACCACCACAACAGUAAUUGGAUUGAAAUUUGACAAAGGAAUAGUUAUUGCAGCAGACACACUCGGUUCUUAUGGUACAUUGGCAAGAUUCCGUGACUGUCCACGUGUUAUGAAAGUAAAUGACCUGAUUCUCCUAGGAUCGGGUGGUGAUUAUGCUGAUUUUCAGUAUUUGAAGGACAUUAUUGAACAGAAAAUUAUUGAUGAGAAGUGUGUUGGUGAUGGCUUGCUACUGAAACCACGCUCGCUUUACUGUUGGCUAACAAGAGUAUUAUAUAAUAAGAGGAGCAAGAUGGACCCCUUGUGGAACAAUUAUGUUGUAGCUGGAAUUCAGGAUGGAGAACCGUUCCUCGGGGCAGUGGACAAGUUGGGUACUGCUUAUGAGGAUGCAGCCAUUGCUACAGGCCUUGGAGCAUAUAUGGCUACCCCUCUACUCAGAGAAGCUGUUGAUAAAGGAAAUCUGGAUGAACAGUCUGCCAAGGCUAUAGUACGAAAAUGUAUGGAAGUGUUAUUCUACCGCGACGCUCGUGCCUUUCAGCGGUAUCAGCUUGGAGUGGUGACGGCUGAUGGUGUGGUCAUUGAUGAUGUAGCAGAGAUCAAACAUGACUGGUCCCUCGCACACAUGAUUCAUAUGAAGUGAACUCUAUUGUAAUAAAUAAAAGAUUUUUUAAUGGUUU
This is a messenger RNA of Diatraea saccharalis (sugarcane borer), 958 nucleotides long. NCBI's taxonomy places the organism in Eukaryota, Metazoa, Arthropoda, Insecta, Lepidoptera, Crambidae. The record is from the annotation of a GenBank genome assembly.